Messenger RNA from Uranotaenia lowii, 396 nucleotides. RefSeq lists its product as uncharacterized. The coding region runs from base 4 to 396 and encodes 130 amino acids. The transcript is spliced from 2 exons. The record is from RefSeq and is a predicted model, not a curated record. Lineage: Eukaryota; Metazoa; Arthropoda; Insecta; Diptera; Culicidae.
ACCAUGCUUCUGAUUGUUCAUCUUGUUCAUGUUUUUUUCCUGCAAACGCAUGAAAAAUUUAGUCUUUUGCUAGCAUGGCCGCUGAGCUACAGCUCUCUUGGAUUUCUUAAAAAUCAGGAUUCCGUGAAAAGCCCUCAGCAUUCGAUCGAAAUAGUCACCAGUGAGGACCGCAUGUGUAGCUCACAAUGCUCCGGAUUAAACAUUCGUCGACUUUCCAAGAUGCUCGGGAUGCCGUCGGAUAUUGGACCGACUGGCGAAGUUUACGGAGCCCCCCAUCCAGUGGUAGGAAAAAUUGAAAUAGAGGCGGUGCAGGCGGCAAACUUCAUUGGAAUUUUCGGUGCUACGUGUGCAGCCGUCGGAGGGACUACGCUCGCAGAAUGUUAUAUACAUUAUUAG